AUGGCACAUUUUGGAAAAGACCUCGAUCAUUUCAGUUCGUCUAGAACUGUGAGGAUUAAAGGGUCUGAAACAGUGGAAAACCAUACGGUUUACACGGUAGAAGUCUCGGUUGGAUCCUACACGUGGACUGUUAAACACCGAUACAAUGAUUUCCUUUUGCUACAUGAGAAGCUGGUUUCAGUAUGCAAAAUAGACAAGACCCUGUUGCCUCCAAAAAAAAUAUUUGGAAACCAAAGUGAGGGAUUUAUAAAGAAGCGCCAGGCGGAGUUAGAGGCCUAUCUACAAACAGUGUUGUACUACGUAGCUCACAAAGUUCCACCAGUUCUUGCCACCUUCCUUGAAUUCAAUAGAUAUGAAAUUCAUGGCAUUACACAGGGUAUGGCAGAAGAUCUCUACAAUAGAGGGGAUGUCCUACUCCAAUCUAGGGAGAUGUAUGAAGUGACCCCUCUUCAGCUUUUCUCUCUCACUGAACGUCUGAAGUUGCCUGAACCUACCUGUGAUAGUGGUGAUGUUAAAAAAGAUAUAGGGCACAUCUUGGACUUCAUCACAAGAGUCAAAUAUCUAAAGGUUGUUGGCAAUACAGAUCCUGUGGGAUCCAGCAAUAUUGAUAUGUCACAGCUCAAAUUUGACCUUUCUCUGUUCAAGUCACUCCAGUGCUUAGAGGUAUCGUUCAGUAUAGCUCUCCAAAUCUCUGGAAUAGAUACCAUCAAACAGACAAUGGAUAGAAUCACGCUUCAUUACUGUGUCAGCAAAAUCAGGGACAUCCUGCUGCAAGACUUACCACAGUGGAAGGCAGAUGAUGGUACAUUGCUUGUGUCCUACUGGGACAAACUCACAGAAGCUGAUUUCAGUCACAACACCAUCACAGAUAUAGACGAUAGUGUGCAACUGAUGCCGCGUGUGGAGGUCCUGAAUCUCGCCCACAAUCACAUCAAGAGUAUCCAGCACCUUAACUGGCUGAGUCGACUGACCUACCUCGACCUUUCCUAUAACACAUUUAGAUCUCUUGAUGCUUUACAUACCAAAAUUGGCAACCUGAAGACCCUCAUCCUGGCUGGAAAUAAACUAGACAGUCUACAAGGACUGUCGAAGUUGUUCUCAUUAGAAAAUCUUGAUGUCAGCCACAAUGAGAUCUCACAGAUGACAGAGGUGUUACAUGUAUGUAAGCUGCCCUGUUUGGAGGAACUUCACAUGAACAAUAACCCUGUUACUACAGUGCUGGACUACCGUACCAAGGUCCUCUCCAUGUUUAUGGACCGUGCAUCAGAGGUAAUCCUGGAUGAUCACAAGCCAAGUCAAAAGGAGUUGGACACUGUGGCUGUGCUACAGGCAAUACAGAAGUCUAAAGAAAACAAGGACAAAUCCAGGAAACCUAUUACAAGGAAGUCAAUUAGUGAUGACCGUCCCUCUGGUUCCCCUGUGUUGCCUGACCUUUAUGAGGAGCAGGGGUUACCCCAGGCCAGUUCUACAGGUAAUGCUCCGGUGGAGACUCAGGGCAGCAAGAGUUAUGACGAGAACCUCCAGACAGACGACACUGUGACAUCACAAAAUUCCAAAACAGAAGUGAAGGAGAGGAGACGUAGCCGAGGACAUUCCGAUGAAAACUUACCUGUCAUCACAUAUGUAAACAUCGCAAAGCUACCCAAUCACAGAAAUGCAGAAUUUGUGACAUGGCUUCAGACUCGGUUGUUUGGUUCGAACUCAGAGGACCAAGUGAUGGAACAGCUAGUGAAUGUUAUGUGGUGUAAUGUUAUUCAGUACUCGCGACAAGAAGACAAUAUUCCUUGUUGUGCAGUACUAACAGAGCGUCGCCUCUUCCUCCUUCGUCUCAAGCAUGGCAGCUGUGGCUUUAGUGGGGUGCCCGAUCUGGAGACAUUUUACAUAAUGCCUCUCAACAAUGUGCAGCAGGCACUGGCUGGUCCAUGUUACUGCUAUACCAGACUUGAAGAGUCAUUUGUAGGUCCCAGUGGGACAUUCAUCCUGGAAGGUGCAGAUUCUGAUAUAGGGAAAGAGUUCACAGAUGACUUGCAGUCAAGAUUGCAUUCAUCUGAUAUUGGUAGAAUUGACAUUAUCAAUUGUUCCCAAAAUUCUGAUAUGUCCAAGCAAAUAUUUUCCGAAGAAGAUGAUGAAGGACUUUGCACUGGACGUGUAGUGGUCUCUUCUAUUGUAUCUGUUAGUGGUACAGAUGAAAAUGCGCUAUUACUUCUGUCAGAAAACAAGGUGUACCUGAUCCAACAGGAUUGUUUAUUUUGGCCAAGACCAACAUUUAUUAACAAACUGGAAGAUUUUAAAUCAAAAGCCCAUUUCACAUAUUUACAGCAACAUUCAGUGAUGACGAAUAUCAGCGAAAUAAAAAUUGGUGCAAGUUUUCAUUCAACGCGAAAGCACCGUAGAACGUCGUCAUUUCAGAUAAAAAAUCUCUCAGUCCUCUUUGAACCAUUUGAUGUGUCAAUGGUGUUCCAUGAACUGAUUGGUGCAGUAGGGUUUCAGGUUUGUUUUCUGUCGCAGAAAGCUAGGGACUGCUUCUUGGAUCAGCUUACUAUUCUGCGAUCAGAACAUACCCAUAGAAUGUCUCCGACUAUCCGUGAAGAACCAGAAGGUGGCAAUGAGUCGUCAGACAGUCUAGACGCAUCAACGGAUGAUGCUGGUAAAACAAAGUUACAAGAGCAAAUUCAAGGAUUUGAAUCCUCUGGAGAAGAUUUGCAGAGUAGUGAGAUCAAAGUGAGACAAAUUAGAUCAAAAACUAUCGCAAAUAUGACUUUGAACACUAAAGCAGCAUUGACUGCACAUAUGUCGAGGAAACUAGAUCUGAAUUAUCUUACACCUGAAUUGCAGACACAGCUGGAAUCAUGCAUUCGUUCUCAUAAUUUAGUGAAUACCCUGUCACCAAAAUUACUGCUCUUGACAGAAAUGAGAGGCGAGGAGCUGGCACAUUUCUUUCACAGUGAUAUAGCCCUGGUAAAUUCUGAAGCUGAACAGCUGCAUUUUGUUCUAUGGGUCGUUGUGGUGCCAUAUAAGGAUCCACACCAGGAGAUAAUUAGUUGUGUAAUGAUGAGCUCUAGAGCGAUGUAUUUUGUGUCUGAUAGAGUAGUCAAGUCACCGUUGGUUGAGAGACAGGCUUGGAUGACGCACACUAGACACAAAUCUGAUACUGUGAUAGGCUUACAGAGGAAACACGUCGACAAACACCACAGUUCAGGUAUCCUUCACAAUAGUCAGAAAGACAGCACCAUUAUACGAUGCUAUCAUGUGUUCCACUACUCUGAUCUUAAACAGGUCAACGUUGGGCUCUUUGACCAGUGCGUGCGUUUGACUGGCAAUAACUGCAACUCGACAUACACACUUCUGAGCAGAGACGGUCUCAUUACAGAAAAGUUUAUGCGACAGCUCACAACCAUGCUCUCCAUAUUCUCAUCAUCACCAAUGGUAGAUAGAAGCCCAGCUGACGUUGAACAAGAUUUCUAUCGGGCCUUUAACAAGAGAACAAAGACCACAUUGGAAGGCAUGGAAUAUUUGCAUCCCAGCAAAGUUCCUUUCAUUUACCCGGGCGAGGAUACAAUGUCAGACCUGUUGUUUAUAAUAACAGAUUGCCUUAGACUUCCACCGCUGGCUCGUAGAAAAGCAGACAUCCUCAUGUACAUACUCUGCUAUGUCGCUACUUCUGAAAGUCACUGUGGUGCAGUGGAGAGUAUGGAAUCGCGAAGUCUUGUCCUGACCAACGAUUACUUAUGUUUGAUCCAUGAAGAUGUGGCAAGUUAUCCUCUACCAGACUUUGCCAGGGGAUUGCCUAACACAGCCAGAUAUCACAUCACUGACAUCCGCAAAGUCGAUUCUUUAAAGAGGGUUUUGUUCUUUCGCAAAAACGAUCAGAAGCUGACCCUAAUCUUCUCUGAUGAAGCAGAGGAAAUUGUGGUCGAUACAUCUGUGGAACAUUUCAGUGCUGAUGAUAAGACAGCAGGGAGACACUCGCUUCCCGAAGUUGGACUGACCGUUCUUGUACAGUGCGACAGAGACAUCAAUAAGCUUAUGCUUCUUUUGAAAAAUCAAUGGAGGGAUCUACAUGGAGACGAGCUUGAAAUCCACAUACUCUAAUUAUUUUUUGAAAAUUUUGAAUGAAGGUUAAUGAAACAAAUUGACUUCGAAAGGAAGUUUUUUUUUUCUCAAGUCAAAGUAAUUAAUCAAAGAUGAAAAUGUAGAAAGUAAUCAUGCUAAUGAUGAACGCAUGUGUUGCUGUUUGUUAAAACUUGAAGAGACAGAGAAAGCUUAUGUUAGUCUAGAUAACGAUAGUGUUAACAAGCCAUUAUAUAUGAGAAUAUUGUAUUUAUAUAUCUGCAGAAUGAAAUAUGAAGAACAGACUAUUGUGUAACCAGCUUGAGCAUGUUCUUUUUCUACUCACUCUAAUGAGAUAAAAAACAAAUUUCUUUCACUAUGGUACAUCAAACAUCUUGCCUAAAAAAUGGUCCAAUAUCUAGGCUACAGGUGGUUUUCUCAUAGAAUGUAGACAAGUGCUAGUAAUUGGAAGUUAAAUUGAGUUAAUUGGUUGUCAGCUAAAUCAUUCCUUUCAUGAAACAUUAUGUUGACAUUUAGCAAUGUAAAUCACAUUCCCAUAGUGAUUUUGUGAUUCAUCUUGUAUUUUUGUUGUUAUAAGUGUUAAUAUUUGUAAGCAAAUUGAAUAUUUGAUAAUUUGCAUAAUGUUGUGCUAGCAACACUAUUUGUUGGAAUGUGUGUCUUUCUGAAUGACAAGUAUUUUUUCAACAUUUGAUAUAUAUCUCUUUGUCACGUUUGCUAUGUUAGAAAGAUGUAAGAUGAUACAACAUGUAAAGGCACUGUAACGGUUGGUAUGUCCUAUCAGAGUUAUACAUUACUCUUGGGUACGCGAUACACUGUGAGGCCGUCAGCUGAUCUAGACCACUCACUAUGUCUAGAUACACAUUAUAUCUUAUUGCCACGGUUUGACCGAUUAGACAAAUAUCUAUGAUUGUGAAAUGAUGUAUUUAUAUGCUUGUAUGAUGGGAAAGUAUGAUUUUUUUCAUUGACGAAAUGACUUUUUCAAACCGACGGUAAUAAAUCAUUCUUCCCCGCCCCCCUCCCCCCCGUUUUUUAAAGUCAUCACGAUAUCGUGAUCCAUAAAUAUUAGAUGAUUUAUUUCCAAUAAAAUGAUCCAGGUAAUGCUGACAGGCAACACAGUUAAUUUUUUUUGUAACUCGUGUCAUUUAUAUCGAAAUUACGCGUCGAUUAUGCCUGCACUACAGAUACAUUUUCGUAAUACUGUUACACCUUGAAGGACACCACGGUAAAUUUAUUAUUUUAGUUGUUGUAUAUAUACAUCAAGUGUGUCGCCUUAUGAACAAUGACAGUUGGUUUUCGCUGAAAUAUACACAUGAAGAGGCUAAUUCAGUAUUAUAAACAGGAAAUCCUUAUCUGUUGAUCAACACUCUGAGAAUAUGAGAAUUUUGUGGUCAUAUAUGAUAACGCAUGCUCAAAAACACCGUCAAAACAACGUUGACGAUUAGAUUAAUGUAAUUUCUUAAUCAAACUACAGUUAACAUUUACCAUACCCACAAAAUCCGGUACUAAAAAAUGGGAUUUUACUUCCUUUGUCACUGCUGUCUCAGUCAUUUCUACCCGCCAUCAAUUAUUCGUGUUCACGAAAUUAACUGCCUCGUUUUCAAAACUUAUCAGGGCUAUAUUUAGGAGGGGUUUCCCGAACCGAAAAAGUGGUCAAGCUAGACACUGGAAAUCGAUUGUGAAUAUCGGGAUAGCAUAGAAACGGAAAUAGAUAUAUAUAUAUAACCACUUACAAUCAAUAACAAAAAAUAUCUUUACCGUGAUGUCUCUCUAACGUGAUACAGUUUACUACGCUUGUUGCGCUUUGAUUUGGAUUUUAGAUUUUUUAUAACAAUUAUGUUGGCAAAUAAUACACACGUUAUCUUUCAUGGUAAGCAGAUCUGGUUAAUGUACACGAUUCGUACGGUAGUCAAGGAUCAAUCAUAUCACGCGUCUAUGUAGAUUUUUUAUUUCUUAAAAUCAAAUGAGCAUAUGUUUUACUCUAGUUUUAUAUGGUGAACGCUUUGCUAUCGGGCAUUAAGCAAUAACGCUUCUUUAUAUUGAUAAGAGCAUAAUGGAUUGAACCGGUGUCUUGUGGUUUUUGUGGUGUAAAUAUGAAGGUUAGGUUAUAAAAUGUAAAGCAAACAUCAGUCUAUUUUUGGAUCUGCUAAUGACUUAAAUUAUCAGUAUAUAUGUGUAUACUGUUCUGUGUUACAGAAGGUAUAAAUCCUUUCUCGAAAUUAAAACAAAAACAUACAAUUAAUGCAAUGUGGUUGCCUCUUUUUCCAAUACCACUACAGUUAUGCAACACAUAAUAGUUAUGUAAAGUUUUAUGAAUUACAAGUACCAGUUCCUUCCCCCAUCCAUACCCUUCAUAGACACUGUCUCUGCAUUGUAUUGGUUACCCCGUUCAUUCAUAGAUAACAGAAAUCAAUAAACCGCAUUGGAAAUACAUUACUAUGAAGCUGAGGGCGAUUUUAACACUUAAAAUACCUUGUAUAAAGAUUAUAUCCGACCAUGACUGGGUAAAUUUUUGCUAACGGAAUGCACCUUUUCGGCAUGGGAAGGCUUUCCAAGCAUCAAUCUUUAUCAUCCUAGAUUAUUGUGGAGUUGUUGAUUCAACACAUCACACCUGUAGAUUUUAAAAUAUUUUCAGCCAUGGGAUAACUUUAUAUUUUUUAUGCAUCACAUUUUCUUCACAUAUUGUUUGUGAAUAUUUUCAUGUUCUAGUCGAUUGAGUCAUCAAUGCUGCUUCUUUCAUGAUUAGACAUUAUAUGGUUACUGUUGUAUAUAAUUAGUAACUUGCAUAUACAUUGUAUUCAUAAAAAGUUAAAUUAUUUACGUAAGAAGUGUUGUGAAUAACGCGUGUAAGUCAACAGGGAUAUGUCCAUUUGGCACUUGAAAUGUGAACAAUUUACGAGGCAUUUACUUUUCAGUAAGUCGGUGAGGAGACAAAAUUUAAAAUCCAAUUAAACACACUAUAAAAAUUA
Messenger RNA from Ylistrum balloti, 7037 nucleotides. Its product is annotated as nischarin-like. The transcript has 16 exons. NCBI's taxonomy places the organism in Eukaryota, Metazoa, Mollusca, Bivalvia, Pectinida, Pectinidae. The coding region runs from base 1 to 4092 and encodes 1363 amino acids. Gene Ontology annotation, molecular function: phosphatidylinositol binding; protein kinase binding. The record is from RefSeq and is a predicted model, not a curated record. Gene Ontology annotation, cellular component: cytoplasm.